AUGGUCCGGGCGCUUUUCACCGCCAUCGAGAUGCACAGCGGCAGGUGCGUGACGCUGUCGCAGCUGGGAUCCGACUACAAGGUUUCUCAGCUGAAGAAGGACAACAUGUGGAAGAGUGUCAGAUUACUUGACAUCCUCGAGGCAUACGAUGACAUCUUUGAGCUGGUGCCGGAUGGUGCCAGCGGAGGAUGGCAGGUGAAGUUGCAACCCGGCGCGGAGGCGGCGCUGCCUGACGCCGAGGAGUAUAUGGAGCGCGAGAUGAGGGAGCAGGAUGCUUUGCCUCCCAGGAUCGAGAAUCCGCGCACGCAGUUCGAGAAGAUGCAGAGCCUUCGCAUCGAGCUGCUUUACGCUCUACAGCGGCGCGGGAGCAAGGUCCAGCUGCAGGAGCUCGGCCAGGAGCCGCGGGUGCAGCGGGUGAAGCAAAGUUUACACCAGGCCAAGAAGUUGAUUGAGUUCAUUCGGAUGUUUCCAACCAACUUCAAGGUGACCUCCGAUGAUUCACAGAUGGUCAUCGAGGUCACUUCUACCAGUGUUUCGGACCAGUCCAUGAUUGACCGGGCACUGCAGAGGCUAAAUCAGGACUCUAGUGACCGCAGAGGCGGCAACCAGCGACGGGAUGGUCGAGGCCAACCCCCUGCCAGGGAUAGAGGAGGCGCAGGUCGAAGAGAUCGCAGCAGGAGUCGCAGGAGGGAGGCGGCACCGGCGCCGAGCUACAUGCCUCCGGGGUAUGCGCCGCCGCCCGGCUAUGCGCCACCGCCGGGGUAUCCGUAUGGCUACCCGCCGCCUGGCUAUGGACAGCCUGCUCCGCAAGGCUAUCCGGCCUACGACUACUCGCAGUUUGCACCCCCGCCGCAGCAGGUUCCGCCCCCAGCGAGCACAUAUCCACCAGCUGCCGGAUAUCCACCGCCCGGGUAUCCACCACCAGCAGGUUAUCCUGGCUAUCCACCAGCUGGCUAUCCGCCACAACCAGUGAGUGGGUACAUGGCUUUGCCUGGCCCUUGA
This is a messenger RNA of Effrenium voratum, 1002 nucleotides long. Lineage: Eukaryota; Dinophyceae; Suessiales; Symbiodiniaceae. The record is from the annotation of a GenBank genome assembly.